This is a messenger RNA of Cyphellophora europaea CBS 101466, 1017 nucleotides long. RefSeq lists its product as uncharacterized. Gene Ontology annotation, biological process: iron-sulfur cluster assembly. NCBI's taxonomy places the organism in Eukaryota, Fungi, Ascomycota, Eurotiomycetes, Chaetothyriales, Cyphellophoraceae. The transcript is spliced from 2 exons. The coding region runs from base 1 to 1017 and encodes 338 amino acids. Gene Ontology annotation, molecular function: iron-sulfur cluster binding. Gene Ontology annotation, cellular component: cytoplasm. The record is from RefSeq and is a predicted model, not a curated record.
AUGGCGCCUUCAUUCGUUAUGGACACCUCUGAUGAUUUCGUCCUGCCCAGCAAGGCUGUCCCGCCGCAAGUUGCGAAACGAACCCUCUUGCUCUCGCCGCCAUCGUUGUCAUCCCACCAAGAAAAAUUGACCAAAGUGCUUCAGAUGCAUGAUCGAUCCGUUACCGACAUGCAGAUGCUAGAUCGUCUCGCCAUGGGCUUGGUCUCCUUACCAGAAGCUACCUACGAUGUAGUCAUGAUCCUGUCCGAUGCCGAUGACUCAAGACGCGAGAGCCUGUCACUGAUCAGUAGGGACGUCCUCUCUCUGUUAGCAAAAGCCAUGAAGGGCGGUGCCAUACUCCACAGCCAAGAUGGGUACUACGGUGCCACAGAGGGAGCAGAGAAGACGGAGGCGAUCCUUGCCGGACUCACUUAUGAAUCUGGUAAAGGAUUUGUCAAACCAGAUUACAGUGCUCAAGAAUCUGUUCCUCUACGAUUUGGCAAGAAGAAGGCCGUUGCAGAAGCCGCUGGAGGUGUGAAAAGCACAAGCGAUGGCUCAGUCUCGCUGCCUCUCAAUGGCAAGCGCAAGAGUCAGGAUAUGACUGACCAGUCGAUUCCGGCCGGAGUGGGCUUUGAUGAUGGCACUACCAAUGAAGUGGAGGACUCAGACGAUGACUUGAUCGAUGAAGAUGAGCUGAUGGCAGACGAAGACCUCCAAAGACCUAUCAAGAUUCCGAGCGAGUGUAAGCCGAAGGCGAAAAGGAGGAGGGCUUGCAAGGACUGUACCUGUGGUCUAGCAGCCCGCUUAGAAGCAGAAGAUAAGGCAAAGAGGCAGAAAGCGGAUGAUGACCUGAACACCAUGAAGCUCAAAGCUGAUGAUCUAGCUGAAGUCGACUUCACUGUGCAGGGCAAGGUCGGCAGCUGUGGCAACUGCAGUCUUGGAGAUGCAUUCCGUUGCGACGGAUGUCCGUACAUUGGUCUCCCAGCAUUCAAACCAGGAGAAGAGGUUACCAUUCUCAACAACGAGGUUCAGCUCUAA